Harpegnathos saltator (Jerdon's jumping ant) is the source of this 1881-nucleotide messenger RNA. RefSeq names its product IQ and ubiquitin-like domain-containing protein. Gene Ontology annotation, biological process: cilium assembly; flagellated sperm motility. The record is from RefSeq and is a predicted model, not a curated record. Gene Ontology annotation, cellular component: acrosomal vesicle; motile cilium. Lineage: Eukaryota; Metazoa; Arthropoda; Insecta; Hymenoptera; Formicidae. The transcript has 6 exons. The coding region runs from base 223 to 1881 and encodes 552 amino acids.
UAUUCAAUUCUGACGUUUUUCUUACUUCCGAUCCGUUUAGACCAUCCUGAAGAUAUGUUCCAUUCCUUAUGAAUAUAAAAACAAUGACGAGAUCGCGCCACGCUUGAACUUCUAUUUCCCGUCGUGUUGAUACAAAAGCAAAAGUAUUUUUAUGUUGUGUGAAACAUCAUUUGGAGAGAAACUAACGUUUUUUUCUUUAGAUGAUCUUACCAAUUGAAGGAAAUGGAAAAACAAGCGAUUUUCAAGCCUUAUUUGGGAGGAUGGAGGCAUAAGGUUACCGGAGUAGAAUACUUGAACGCAACUUCCCAGACCGGGCCUCUGCGAAAACAGACGUCGAGGAAUACGUGUAGCAGAAUGGUUCAAUGUGUGAGAACGAAAGAUGGGACAACACAAACAUUAUGCCACCAUGCGACUCAAAUGUGGCGAGACGAUUGUUAUAUACCUAACCAGGCGGACGAGUACAUGACGGUGAAGUCAUAUGAGAGCUAUGCCGAAAUGCAACUGCAGCUCAAUUUAGACGGACACGCGCGUGUAAUUCAGAGGAAUUACCGGGCGUACAGGCUGAGGAAGUACAUCAAGGAGUGCGCGCGAAUCUAUCGCGAUAUGCUCGAGAAAUGUGAAAAACGCGAGGAAGAGAAAGCUGCUAUAAACAAAAUGCGACAUAAACAGAACAUCCUUCGGCAAGUAAAUCCACGAUCGAGGGAGGACUUUGACAUACUCUACAACAUGAUCGAGAGAUGGAGGUCCGACCGUUUCGAGGACAUAAAGUCGCGACUGUUCAAGGCUGCGCAGCGUGCCGAAAAUUACAGGAUCCUGGAGGAAACGGUGGAGAUGUUAAAUCACAUCGAUAAGCAUAAACAAGCGAUCAGGAGCUCGUACAGGAGGAGGAGAGUUCUCAGAUUCCUGACGCUCAACUGUAAACCGAUACGCUGGAUCGGUUACAGGGGUAUACCGGUGGAGAUGGUCACCGUGAAAAUUCAAAAGGCUCGGCAGUUCAAAGCGUUUUAUGAGGCAUUAAACGACCGCGAUGUUAGAUCGAACGAGCGAAUGCGGUUAUUGAUGAUGUUGAGAGGAACGGUCGAAGCGCAUGAUUGCGCGGAAGCUCUCGAACUGUUGUCUGUGUUAAACCAAGAGAUCGCUUUGCUGACUCGAGGAAUUAAGGAUUUGUCGUCACUCGGUUGUCUAAACGAGAGGAUAACGCAUAUCUACUUAAAUUUUACGAGCAUGCACGGUAUCUGCGGCUGCGAAGCUGUCGACGGGAAUUCUAAAGACCAUGAAUUGCGGGAGCCUUUAGAAACAAAAGCAAAAUUCUGCCGAAGUUGUUUAAAAGUACUUCCCGAUCGCAGAUUCUUACCACACAGUAGAACGAGGAAGCUAUCGGUCUGCAUCAGCUGCGACUCUUUGAGUCGACGCAACAUCGCACACGUGGAUUACGAUUCUUACAUAUACAUAUUGGAUUGCGUGCGGGCUGACGAGUUACGUCGGUGUAGCAACUCCGCCUUGGCAUUUAUGAUGCAAGGACACGAUAUUUAUCAUCUGGUUAAUCACAUCUGGCACGGUCAAUCAGCGGUCAGCAAGUCUACGGAUCUCUUUCUUCUAAGACUGAUCAGAUAUCAGACGUAUGAGGAAUGGGCGCCUUGGAACUGUAUCCUUUUGACGGAGGACGAAGCCGACAUGCACUCUCGCAUUAAGGAUCCCGCUAUGAUUUACUCGAAACACCUGAUCGAUCAGAUCGGCUUGGCGCAUCAGAUCGCGAAGAAUCACUUCCAACAAUUGAUCGACUUCGAGAAAGACUUCCGGGAAUCCGGUCGUUUCCACGCGAUUCAAAGCGGCAAGCGGCACAAACUACCCUUGAUCGUAGAGAAUUAUGAUGCGUGCUGA